Molecule: messenger RNA, 798 nt
Organism: Biomphalaria glabrata
Lineage: Eukaryota; Metazoa; Mollusca; Gastropoda; Planorbidae
Product: clumping factor A-like
Exons: 3
Coding region: 1-798 (265 amino acids)
Source: RefSeq, a predicted model, not a curated record
AUGGUGAAUGCCAAGCUCAAAUGGAGUUUUAUCACUUUUGGCAAGCUCAAAGCUCAGUGUGCUGUGGUUUCAUCUCUUUCUGGACAAGGCAAGCUCAAAGCUCAGUGUGCUGUGGUUUCAUCUCUUUCUGGACAAGGCAAGCUCAAAGCACAGUGCGCUGUGGUUUCAUCUCUUUCUGGACAAGGCAAGCUCAAAGCUCAGUGUGCUGUGGUUUCAUCUCUUUCUGGACAAGGCAAGCUCAAAGCACAGUGCGCUGUGGUUUCAUCUCCUUCUGGACAAGGCAAGCUCAAAGCUCAGUGCGCUGUGGUUUCAUCUCUUUCUAGACAAGACACUGAUAGUGCUGAUGAAAUAAAGCACCUAUACGACGCAAAUGAAGACACUGAUAGUGAUGAUGAAAUAAAGCGCCCAUACGACGCAAAUGAAGAUACUGAUAGCGCUGAUGAAAUAAAGCACCUAUACGACGCAAAUGAAGACACUGAUAGCGCUGAUGAAAUAAAGCGCCCAUACGACGCAAAUGAAGAUACUGAUAGUGCUGAUGAAAUAAAGCGCCUAUACGACGCAAAUGAAGACACUGAUAGUGCUGAUGAAAUAAAGCGCCCAUACGACGCAAAUGAAGAUACUGAUAGUGCUGAUGAAAUAAAGCGCCCAUACGACGCAAAUGAAGACACUGAUAGUGCUGAUGAAAUAAAGCGCCCAUACGAUGCAAAUGAAGACACUGAUAGUGCUGAUGAAAUAAAGCGGCCAUACGACGCAAAUGAAGACACUGAUAGCGCUGAUGAAAUAAAGAAAAAAAGGUAA